GCACUGGUUGUUGCGUCGCGUUUCGCUAAGCGUUUUUUUUUUUAUUCUUGAGCGUCAUGUAAAAAACAUUUCAAGUUUGUUUUUACUUGAAACAUUGCAAGCGCGUCUCCAUACCGUUGAGCUCCAUCGUGGUGUUUCUGAACCCACUAAAAACGCGUCCUGCGUGAAAUCAUACUAAAGACUCUUUCAGUUCCCUUUUGAUGUACGUGCAACUGUAAACCCGCCUCAGAAAACCACGAGUAGCUUCACUUCCACUUCACUGAACAAUCUCUCUGUCUGCCUCUCUCUGUGUGGGGUUGAAGAGCUCCGAAUUUCGCAUAAUCCAGCAUGUCUCUCCCUCAACAGUUGCGCGAUGAAAGUGAUUUUGACCAGCUUCCAGGCAACAUCCCAGUCACUGCAACCAUUGCUGAUAUUGAGGAGAAGAAAGGCUUCAUUGAUUACUUUAGGUUCGUGAUUGAGGUAAAGACCAAAGGCAACAGUAAGUACCUGAUCUACAGAAGGUAUCGACAGUUCUUCGCUCUGCACCAGAGUUUGGAGCUGAAGUACUCAGUUGAAGCCCAGCCAGGAUACUACACCUGCCAACUACCUGUCCUGCCAGGUAAGGUAUUUAUGGGAAACAAAAAGGAGAUUGCAGAAAGCAGAAUCCCAGAGCUAAACAAUUACAUGAAGAGGUUGCUUUGUCUGCCUACCUGGGUACUUUUGGAUGAUCUGAUACGGAUGUUUUUCUACCAGACUGAGACGGACAGCCAACAGGUCCCCCGGGCCCUGCGCCGCCUGCGGCCCCCCACACGCAGAGUAAAAACCGUAAAGCCCAAAACGGACCUUUUCUCCGCACCCAGAGCAGAGGCAGUGUUUGACUUCAGCGGCAGCGGACGCCUGGAGCUCAAUCUGAAGGCUGGAGACGUGAUCUUCCUCCUGCGGAGAGUCAACGCUGACUGGCUGGAGGGCACCGUGAGGGACAAAACCGGAAUCUUUCCUGAGUCGUUUGUGAAGAUUAUUAAACCACUUCCCGAGAGUGACUCUGAUGAAGAGGGCGAAGCUUCCAAGAACGGGAAACGUGCUCAGGGUUCCUACAGCUGCCUGCGCUGCUAUCUACUGCAGCCAGAGGGCAUCGAUACAAGGGACAUUUGCGUUGAGGAAGAUCUCUCAAUUCAACCUUCUUAUGAAGAUCUGCUCUCCAGAAUGAGGGAAAUCUUUCAAGUGGAAGAUAUUGCUUUGAACUACCGGGACCCCAAGGGCGAUCUGAUACGGAUAGUAGACAAUGAAGACGUCGCUCUCAUGGUGCAAGAGAGCAAACAGACAGGGUCAAAGGUCAAACGACCCGUGAAUCAGUAUCCUUGGGAGCUGCUGGUCACACAUGCCAAAGAUCUGACAGUCUACAACACGGAUUAUUAAAGGUGUAGUGUGUAACAUUUAGGAGGAUCUAUUGACAGAAUUGCAAUAUAAUAUACAUAACUAUGUUUUCAGUGGUGUAUAAAAACCUUACAUAAUGAACCGUUAUGUUUUACCUUAGAAUGAGCCAUUUCUAUCUACAUACACCGUGGGUCCCCUUACAUCAAAUUCGCCAUUUUGUGCCACCAUGUUUUUACAGUAACCCUAAAUGGACAAACUGCUCAACAGAUGGAGUUUGCUUGACUCGCUACUCUCUCCUGUCUCAGACGACAAUAUCUUUGUCCUGUGUGGGCCACUGUAGCUUCUCUAUGUGCUUCGAAAGGGAGGGGUGAGCGGUGGCCUGAGCCGUUGGUUGCAAUUCGCAACCUCACCGCUAGAUUCACCUAAAAUUUACACACUGCACCUUAAAGACGAGCGCUCUUUUCUACGACCUCUUCAUGUCUCGUCAUUUCAAAAUCAUUGCACAUUGUUCUUUAUUUUACGUGGUUUUCAAAUUGAAAACAAAUUUUUGGUUAUAGUCCACCCAAAAAUAACAACUCUAGCAUUAUUUACUUAUUCUUGAACAGUGAUGGGGACUUGAGUUAUGUAAUCAGAUUACAUUUUUUCAAAUAACUAGUAAGUAACACAUUACUUUUAAAUUUACAACAAAAUGUCUAGAGUUACUUUUUCAAAUAAGUAAUGCAAGUUACUUUGUUUUACCAUGUAUUAUCUGUCACCUCUCCUGUCCCCAUGUUGAGAGAAAUCGUAAGUGCAAAGACGUUGUGUGCACUGUGUAAACAUGAUGGUUAUUGUAGUUCUAGACUAAAUGUAAACAUGCAUUUGCUCAUCUCACUUGCACAAAAACAGAUUCAGUAUUCAAUAAUUAAAUGUUAAUUAACACAAAUGUACUUUAUGUAUUUAAUCUUACUUUAUUAACAAAUGUCUUUGCUGCUGACCUUCGAUUAUCUAAUUCAGCCAUGCUAAUAAGCAAAAAUGACUUUAGAAAAACAUCACAUUUGUGUUUCUUUUUUUUAUUGCUGAAGUAAGAGUGUUGAACUUUCUUCUCCUGCGUCCUAUUCUUCUGCUAUCCAGGGGUGCGUUUCCAAAAGCGAACUAUGGUCGCAAGUUCCGUCGUUACCAGUAGAGUUCAAUGGGACUUACGACCAUAGUUGCCUUACGAUGCUUUCGGGAAACGCACCCCAGAAUGGCAGCCAGGUUUGCGCAACAAAAAUAGCCCAAUGGCCAAUCAAAAAUAGGGGGGAAAACCACUGACUUGGCAGCAAUGAUGGCAGCACAGCUGAAACGUUUAGUUGAGCUACACCCUACUGUACAGGCGUGAUUUUGCAUUUCCUUUUGCAUUUGCACUUUUUUCGUGAAAGCGCCUUUUUACAUUUGCCAAAAACAGAACUUUUUGUUUUGUGUUGCUAUUACAAGACAAACAAGCAAGCCCAGCCCAGGUGAGAAAAAGUAACACAAAAGUAAGGUAACACAUUUCUUUCCAUAAAAGUAACUAAGUAACGCAAUUAGUUACUUUUUUAAGGUGUAGCACAAUAUUAUAACUCGUUACUUUUAAAAGUAACUUACCCCAACACUGCCCUUGAAUCGUUCUUUUGUGUCAAAAUCAGUUGAUCCAGUUCACAAAAUCGGUCUGAAUGAUUCAUUUAUGAAUCAGACUGAUUCAAUUCUCAAUUUACUGAUUCACUAGCCACGUUUACAUGUACACUUUUUUUGUCAUUCCAAUUAAAAUCAUUCCGAUUGAAAGAUUCGGUGGACUGUAUACAUGAGACGUUAUCUAAUCCGAUAUGGUGUUUACAUGUACCGGCACUUUCAAUCGGAAUGACUUUGUGACAUACGCACAUUAGCUUAUGUCCUGUUUGCCACCUUUAAUUCCUGUCAACAUGGAGCGCCAUUAUUUCUAUGCGCGCUAUUUUUAUGUAAAGUGUUGCUUUUAAUCAAGCAACAGCAUGAAUUUGUAGCAUAUUGCUGCUGGAUGGUAUGAGGAAAAGACGGGCGCAGGAAGCUGACCUGUUUGGUGACUGUGCAUCUCUAAGGAGCAUCUCAAUACUAUCCCUCACUCCUCUGGAACAGAAGCGUGUGGAUGAAGGUCCGUAGUAAUGUUAAACUGAGUUCCUUCAGUGUAUUUAAUAAAUGUUUUGUUUUUAGUUUUACUCCAGUUUAAUUUUAUAUUAAUUUUAAUUAAAUGCACCUAAUGAUAUGAUCAGUUCCUAGCUCACUAGAAGGAAAGAUUACUUGUAAAUAAUAACUACUUAAUCAGCAUAUUGACCAUUUUUAUGGUGCAUUUGUGUCUUUUUGAAGUUUAAAAGUUGAAGUUUCUGUUUAUUGUUUUAUGGAAAAGCACAACCAGCAGAAAGUGGAUACGAGGGUGAAUAAAUAAUACCAAAAUUUUCUGGGUCUAAUUCUUCAACACAACCAGUAUUUCACAGUGGAAUCUAUUGCUGAAUAUCUUUUGUAAAUUUUCAGUGCUAAUAAAUACAGAUUUUCUUCUGCGUUAUAAGCAGUAAA
Ctenopharyngodon idella (grass carp) is the source of this 3894-nucleotide messenger RNA. RefSeq names its product neutrophil cytosolic factor 4 (gene ncf4). Gene Ontology annotation, molecular function: phosphatidylinositol binding; protein binding; superoxide-generating NADPH oxidase activator activity. The transcript has 10 exons. The record is from RefSeq and is a predicted model, not a curated record. Gene Ontology annotation, biological process: superoxide anion generation; respiratory burst; phagocytosis. Bases 328 to 1395 code for a protein of 355 amino acids. Gene Ontology annotation, cellular component: NADPH oxidase complex. Lineage: Eukaryota; Metazoa; Chordata; Actinopteri; Cypriniformes; Xenocyprididae.